Molecule: messenger RNA, 3584 nt
Organism: Paralichthys olivaceus (Japanese flounder)
Lineage: Eukaryota; Metazoa; Chordata; Actinopteri; Pleuronectiformes; Paralichthyidae
Source: RefSeq, a predicted model, not a curated record
CACAGUUUGUCUUUUGUCAGUCGUUCAUUAGUUUCCUCGUUAAAUACAAGUGAUAACAAAGACACAGGGAUUCCUGCAGCUACAGAGGCUGACAGAUAAGACUUGUGGAGACAAAGGUGAAACGCUCUCUCUGUCCUGUGUGACUGACAGGUGUUCUGGUGGUGAACGUGACGUGGAGGAAGAGAACAUACGUGGGAACCUUGUUAGACUGCACCAAACACGACUGGGCUCCGCCGAGAUUUUGUGAGUCACCCUCCAGUGACCCAGAGUUGCCAGGCGGACGUGGCCGGGGGAAACGGAUGCGAAUGGCCAUGGCUGAGCGGCCCUGCAUUGAGCCGGCUCCCGUUGCCAAAGUCCGAGGUCUAACACAGCACAGGAGCCGUGGAGGAGGUGUGGCUGGAACCGCCGCGCCGAUCCACAGCAAGGGACGGAGAGGUAGCCUCAACCUCAUCAACAGCAGCUGCCGAACUCCACCUUCUUUCUUCACCGUGGAUGAUGUGAAAUCUUCCCAUAGCUCCCCCACCCUUUCUUCUGGGAAGCGAAAGAACAAACCUCCGGCUGACCUGGACCUCAGCAUGGUCUCUUCUGACGACAUUAAAAAUGGAAAUGGGAAGCGGAUUCGAGCCAAAUCCCGCAGCGCCCCGUCCACACCCCAGGGCAAAUCUGACCCUUCAUUCAUGGAUCCAGGGGGAGGUUGUGCCUCUUCUCCACCCCCACCCAUUCUCAUUGACUGUCCCCACCCCAACUGCACUAAACGCUACAAGCACAUCAACGGACUGCGCUACCACCAGACACAUGCACACCUGGAGGCUGAGGAGCAGAGGAAGCCGGAGCUGGAGCCCAUGAAGGAUGGAGAAAGUGAGGAACGACUAUCGGACUGUGAGGACACCAUCAGCAACAUAACAUAUGACCUCACAGAGCCGAACAACAGCACUAAUGCCAACAGUUCCUCAAAGAAACCUGCACCUCUGUACAAGGUGACCACAGUAGGGUCUCCAAAGAACAGACGGCUACUCCUGAGUACCGACCACAGCCCCACAGCUAACUCUAAAACCAGAAGAACCUCACUGCUAAAAGAUGGGCUUAUUGAUGACCUCAGCAAUCUGCCCAUCAUCUCCAACAUGACCGUGGUUCUGGAGAACUGCAUGGUCCCAGACCGGAACUCUAUGGUAGAGAUGCCCAAACUUGAAGCUGAAGGUUUGAUCGACAAGAAGGGAGGUGCAUGUGAUAAAGGCAAGAAGGCCAAUGGGAAGGUAGAGAAGCUAAACAAGUCACGGACCAACAGGCCAAUUGCUCCAGCUCCUGCUCCUCCCAAGCUCAUCGCCAUACCCAAUGCAACGUAUCCCACCGGCACAGCAGAUCCUGCCACCUCACAGCAGCCCUCUCCCAUAGCAGCUGUGGGCCUCACAAGUAAAAACCUUCCUCUAAAACCCAUCAAACCAAAGCUGAGCAUUGUUGUGGAGCCGAGUCUGGUCAAAGCAACCCUGGUUACCUGCAGCAAAGAGACCAGGAAGAAAGAAAAGCGGAGGCUGAAGGACAAACAUAACAAAGAGGAGCCCGCCAGGACACCUAAUGGAGACAGCAGCGGGAUCAAAAUGGAGGAUGGUGGCAGUGGAUCUAAAAUGGGUGUCAAGGAAAUUUCUGGAAGCCUUCUGAAGGAGCACCUCAGUAAGCAGGACGUGAUGAAUGGACUUACGGAGAGUCAAGAGAGCAGGAUGGCCAGUAUCCGUGCAGAGGCCGAUAAGGUCUACACCUUCACCGACAAUGCCCCCAGUCCCUCCAUUGGCAGUUCAUCCCGGCUCGAUGCAACUGGUAGUUGCCUCGUAGUAGCUGACAGCAGCAGCAAGAACAACAGUCCCGCUUACUCUGACAUCUCAGAUGCCGGGGAUGAUGGAUCCUCUGAAUGUCGGUCAGAUGGGCUCAGGUCCAAGUCUAGCUCGUCUGCCUCUUCUGACGUGAGCUCUAACGGUACCCAUGGGAACUCUGGUAAAACCCCUCCCUCUUCAUCUGCCCCAUCAUCAAAAGACUCCCAAUCUCCAUACUACCACAGCUACGAACCCUACUACCUGCCGGGGUACAUGCAGACGGAAAGGCAGAACAGCAGCAGUGUUGCUUUCCACAAAAGCUCUGCCCAUGACGGCAAAGGGAAAGACAGAAAGGAAGACGUGAAAGAGGAUGACAAAAGCUCUUCCAAUGAGUUCUUGGACUCUAAGAAAGGCGACGGGCCGCCUCAAUCCCAGCUACAGCUGGCGAUGAGUCAGACCCAGACUGCUUUAGCCCAGUCCCUGUACUAUGGCCAGUACUCCAGAGGACUUUACAUGGACCAGAAACUGUUACUGGCCUCCAAAUGCUGUGACCAGCCACCGGUUGCCAAGCAGAGGGGCGAGAGGGGACAGGGGUUGAGAGACAGUGAGGACCUUAAACAUAUGGUUGGAGGCUCAGCCAGUGGACCCAUGCUAGGGAAGGGUCCAGACGGUGCUAAAGGCUGCUGUCCCAAACCCAUCCUGUCCUACGUGGAGAUGAGUGAGAGAGGAGAAAGGGGGCAGGGUCUGAGCUUAAAGGCGGCUCACGGUGGAAUGGUGGACCAGCACCAGGUCUCGAUGAAAGACUGUGAUGACAUCAAGUCACCCUCUUCUUCCUCUUCUUCAUCACUCCACAACCCAAACAGUCAGACAGAUCUGGACUCAAAUGUUUCCUUUUCCAGUCCCUCAGACGGACCGGCCUGGGCUCACCGCCUCGCUCACAGCAAAUACUCAGAGCUGCAACACGGAGAGGAGGCAGAGGAGGGGGAAGCAGACAGGGGCAAAGAAUGGGGAGCUACCGUGGAGCCGGCCGGGGCCAAGAUGACCUCAGGGGGAGGAGACAGAGGACCAAGCGGGGACACUAAAAAAGCCAGGGUCCAUGGAUCCCACGAUCUCCCAGCAGCCAUCGACUCGGAGGACUCAGACCGGCUGGAGGGGCUGGACGAUCCGGGUCAGGAGCCAAUAGGAGGGCUUUCUGAGGAGUCUCAGAGUGCCCGGGCAGCGGUGUCUCCUCCCAUGACCCCCCAGCAGCCCUACAUCCAGUACCAGCACUCCUCCUACCCGCCCUACCUGGCGAUGUGCGAGAGCAGCGGGGGCUCCUACAGAGGGGUGUCCCCAACGCUGGUCCACAGUUACCCAGGUUUCCACUACCCUCUGUACGGAAAGACGGCCGGCAGGGAGGAGUCGGAGGUGACUCCACCCGGCAGAGGAGGGGCGGUGAGCAGCAAGCAGAGCAGCGACUCCACCCCAUCGUCGGCCAUGGAGCUGCUGCAGCAACAGAGCCACCAGUACCAUGGAAAAUCUCCUGCUGUGAGACUUCCACUUUACCGCAGCAUCACACACACACCUGAUGUCUGACGUAGAGAAGGAAUCAAGAUUUAAAUCCACUCUUGUACAGAGUGACACUAAUGCUUCACUCACUUUAACUGCUGCAGUUCCAUUUAACACUCAGGACAUUUACAAUAUCUUGUAAUGGCUUUAUUAAGUUCCUGGCAGGAGAGACCGUACAUCAUAAUAUGAGGCUGACACGCUCACGCUCAUAUCUCUGCUACGUUAACACAU